GCAGCGACCGAAGACAUGAUACGGCGCACGGAUACCGAGGUAGCCUCAUAAGCCAUUUUUGAAAGAAAAAGACAUGAUUAAUGUCAUAUUUUCAUGAGUUAGUUUCGGUUAUGUGUAACCGCUCCCGGAAGCGAUUGGGUGGAGGGUGACUGUCACCCUAUCCGACGACUCCAACAAUGCGGGGGCGGUCGGCCGUUAGCACCGAGGCCGUAGUAACGGAUUCAUUGCACAUAAGGGAUUGAGUGCAGAGCCGCAUCUCGAUCGUUAGAUCCCGAUCAGCUCACUGCAGAUGCGUACCUCACCAUGUCGGAAACAAACCCAGCUUUUGUACUGCAGGAGUUGAAGAAGGUCUCUUUUGAGAACCGCCCUAUACCUAAGCUAAGAGAUGAACAUCAUGUCCGUGUUCACAUUGAACAGACAGGUAUCUGUGGCUCUGAUGUCCACUACUGGCAGAGAGGGCGUAUCGGCGAUUUCAUCCUUGAGAGUCCCAUCGUUCUUGGCCAUGAGAGCUCUGGCACUGUAGUGGAGGUUGGAAAUAAAGUGAAAAAUGUCAAGGUGGGAGACCGAGUGGCAAUUGAACCCGGAGUUCCAUGUCGGCACUGCGAUUACUGUCGCUCAGGCAUGUACAACGUCUGCGAAGACACCAUCUUUGCGGCAACUCCUCCUUGGGAUGGAACUCUGCAGAAAUACUACAUCGUAGCAGGCGACUACACUUACCCAAUCCCCGACCAUAUGUCUAUGGAAGACGGGGCCCUUGUCGAACCUGUUGCAGUGGCCGUACAGAUCUGCAAAGUAGCCAACCUCAAAGGCGGCCAAAGCGUGCUUGUGUUCGGCUGUGGGCCUAUUGGCAUUUUAUGCCAGGCAGUAGCCAAAGCCUACGGGGCGAGCAAGGUCAUCGGUGUCGAUAUAUCUGAAUCCAGGGCCAAAUUCGCUAAAGACUUUGCAGCCGAUGAAGUCUUCGUCUCAAGAAAAGACCCCGAAGCACCUACAGACCCAGUCGAGGCCGCACGCGCACUGGGAGAAAAGAUUGUAAAGACUUUUGGGCUUGAUGGGGCCGAUGUCGUGCUUGAAUGUACAGGGGUCGAGAGCUGUAUCCAAGCAGGCAUCUAUGCAGCGAAAAAGGGGGGCACAUUUGUUCAAGCGGGAAUGGGAAAGGAGAAUGUUGUAUUCCCCAUUACAACGGCUUGCAUUCGAGCUCUCACUAUAAAAGGGAGUAUAAGAUAUCAGUCAGGUUGCUAUCCGGAAGCUGUCAAAUUGGUUGCAUCAGGAAAGGUCAAUCCGCGUAAACUCAUUACCCAUCGUUUCAAGUUUGAGGAGGCCGAGGAGGCGUUCGAAAUGGUUAGAAAAGCAGAGGAAAAUACACUUAAGGUCGUGAUAGAAGGAGUGAGAUCCUAGUCUAAGACAAUUGAUGAGGAAUUAUGCAGCUCCUGUAAUGCACACCCUGCCACGAUGACUUCUAGCCUGUGUUAGUAUAUUCGUAAAGACAUCUGAUCGAUUGAUCAACAUA
Molecule: messenger RNA, 1507 nt
Organism: Xylaria bambusicola
Lineage: Eukaryota; Fungi; Ascomycota; Sordariomycetes; Xylariales; Xylariaceae
Product: GroES-like protein
Exons: 4
Coding region: 304-1395 (363 amino acids)
Biological process (GO): D-sorbitol catabolic process
Molecular function (GO): L-iditol 2-dehydrogenase (NAD+) activity; zinc ion binding
Source: RefSeq, a predicted model, not a curated record